Molecule: messenger RNA, 1283 nt
Organism: Rosa rugosa (rugosa rose)
Lineage: Eukaryota; Viridiplantae; Streptophyta; Magnoliopsida; Rosales; Rosaceae
Product: two pore calcium channel protein 1A-like
Exons: 11
Coding region: 45-1247 (400 amino acids)
Biological process (GO): calcium ion transport; transmembrane transport
Cellular component (GO): vacuolar membrane; plant-type vacuole
Molecular function (GO): calcium ion binding; voltage-gated calcium channel activity
Source: RefSeq, a predicted model, not a curated record
UAUCCCCACCUCAAAAAGCCAAAACAACCCGGCGGACAAAGCAAAUGGAGGAGGACCCAUUGCUUAACGGAGAAGGCAGUAGUAGUCCCCGACGCGGCGGCGAUUUGUCCAGGGCCAAGAGCUUCAAACGCCACUCCGAUGCCAUCACAUCCGGCUCUUCUUAUGAGAAAACAGCCGCUCUCGUCGACUUGGCGGAAGACGGCAUUGGCUUACCUGAGCAGAUACUUGAUCGCUCAUCUUUUCAUAGCUCUGCCAAGUACUACUUCCUUUAUAUGCGAUUCAGCUUCCUUUGGGCCCUACUCUACUUCGCCCUCUUGAUUCUCAAUUUCCUUGAGAAACCUCUGUGGUGUGCCAGGUAUACUGAUCAUACUUGCGGUGACAGGGAUUACUACUAUCUCGGCCAAUUGCCUUACUUAACUCCUACAGAGUCCCUUAUUUAUGAGGGCAUAACACUGAUUGUACUCAUGGUGCAUAUUUUCUUUCCAAUUUCAUAUGUGGGGUUCCGUCUCUAUUGGAAUAGUCCUCUUACUCAAUUCAAGGUCAUAUGCCUGUUGAUUUUGGUUGCUGAUUUGCUGGCUUAUGUUCUCUAUUUGUCUCCAGUUGCCUUUGAUUCUCUCCCUUUACGGGUUGCUCCAUAUAUCAGAGUCAUAUUUUUCAUAUUGAACUUUAGGGAAUUACGAUCUUGCAUGCUCAUCUUGGCUGGAAUGUUUGGCACAUACUCGAACGUCUUGGGUUUAGGGCUUUUAUUUCUUCUGUUUUCCAGUUGGCUAGCUUAUGUCAUGUUUGAAGAUACUGACCAGGGGACAAUAGUAUUUACUUCAUAUGGUACCACAUUGUAUCAGAUGUUUGUUUUAUUCACCACAUCCAACAAUCCAGAUGUCUGGAUACCUGCUUACAAGGCUUCACGUUGGUAUUGCUUGUUUUUUGUUCUGUACGUGUUGCUAGGAGUCUAUUUUGUCACAAAUUUGAUCCUUGCCGUUGUGUAUGACAGCUUCAAAAGUCAGCUUGUAAAGCAAGUUUCUGAGAUGGACCAGACGAGGAAAACUAUACUGAAGAAAGCCUUUCAUUUAAUAGAAGAAGAUAAUGCUGGAUAUAUCAAUAAGGACCAGUGCAUACGUUUGUUUGAGGAACUAAACAAAUACAGGACUUUGCCCAAAAUAUCAAGAGAAGAAUUUGACUUGAUAUUUGAUAAGCUGGACGACAGUGGAGACAUCAAGGUAGAUAAAUUUUCUUACAAGCAUUUUUAGACUUUUUGUAUCUUUAUUCCACAGCAAAAAUGACUU